Molecule: messenger RNA, 1613 nt
Organism: Olea europaea var. sylvestris
Lineage: Eukaryota; Viridiplantae; Streptophyta; Magnoliopsida; Lamiales; Oleaceae
Product: protein RMD5 homolog
Exons: 2
Coding region: 156-1313 (385 amino acids)
Biological process (GO): proteasome-mediated ubiquitin-dependent protein catabolic process
Cellular component (GO): cytoplasm; GID complex; nucleus
Molecular function (GO): ubiquitin protein ligase activity
Source: RefSeq, a predicted model, not a curated record
AUUUAUUCCCUCUCCUUUUAUAAGUCAUAUCCACGUGUCAGUACUGCCUUCCUUUCUUCCUAGUACGCCAGUCGAGUCGCUUGAUCUGGUUUACCCUCCUCUCUAAUUCGCGCACGAAUUCCGACAUUUAUUGGAAACUAAUUAAGUCCUGGGGAAUGGAGCUUAGUGAUAUAGAAGAUUCAUUUGAGAGAGUUGCAAAAAAGCAAAAGUUGUUGUCUUCUAAAUCAAAAGAGAUAAUCGACCAAGUGAGCGGUAAAAUUGAACAGGCAUUGGCGAGUAUGCGAUCAGAUCAUGACCCUACCAUUUCUGUUGAUCAGAAACAGAUUCUCACUGAACUCAAAACCAAGCUUGCAGCGAUUGACCCAAUCAGUCCAUCAGAGGGAUCACAGAGAGAGCUGAAUUUAAGUCUCGGCAAGCAUGUAAAAGUCCUUGAGCAAAUAUUGAAUCCUGAUAUAUCUAAGGCAUAUAGAAAUGUUGAUUUUGAUACUCGUAUCAUAAACCAGAUCAUUAUCAACCACUUUUGCCGUGAAAGCAAAUUCGAUCUCGUAGACUGCUUGAUAAACGAGGCCAGUGAACCAGAUGCCAUUUUCCUAAGAGUGCAAUUUCAAGAGAUGCAUCAAAUACUUGAGGCUAUGAAAUCCAGGAAUCUUGAACCCGCCUUAUCUUGGGUUUUAACAAACCGUGCAAGACUAGAGGAGUUCGGUUCAAAUAUUGAGCUAAAACUUCACAAGCUGCGGUUUGUAGAGAUUUUGCAGAAUGGACCCCGAGAAGAUGCCAUCAGCUAUGCCAAAUCUUGCCUAUCUCCUUUAGCUUCUCGUCAUAUGAAUGAGAUUCAGAAGCUUAUGGGUAGCAUAUUGUGGGCAGGGAAACUUGAUGGGUCCCCUUAUUCUGAUCUGAUCGAUCCAACACGUUGGGAAAAGUUGUCCAAGGAGCUUUUUCAGCAGUUCUGUACUUUCAUGGGGCAAUCCUCUCGGAACCCUCUCUAUGUGGUGGUAGCUGCAGGGGUUGAGGGAUUGCCAACUCUGUUAAAAUUAGGGAAUGUCAUGGCUGCAAAGUCAGAUGAGUGGCUUGCAAUGAAACAAUUACCUGUGCCGAUGGAGUUGGAUAAGGAAUUUCAGUUCCAUUCCAUUUUUGUUUGUCCGGUUAGCAGGGAUCAAGGUAGCGAAGACAAUCCACCAAUGUUUUUGCCAUGUGGGCACGUUCUUUGCAAGCAGUCGAUGAAUAAACUUUCAAAGAGCCAUAAUCGUUCCUUCAAAUGUCCAUACUGUCCUGUAUAUACUUUGGUUGCACAGUGCAAGCAACUGUACUUCUGACAUGGUACAUGAAGUUCAUUCGAUUCCACUCUUCAUUAGUAAGAGAGAUUUUUUAUGGCUCAGUAUUAGCCCAUUCGUACGUGUUGGCUUCUGUAAUUGCCGUUAUCCAAACAUAGCUUUCAUUUGUUUAGUUACAUAAUGAUGUUUCUUAAGGUUUUCUGUGUGUUCUUGAUUGCCCAGCGAAGUGAUGGAAGUAAAACAAUUGGCUCUGUUGCAUGUUUUGCUGCCUAACACCAUCAUACUGAUUCCUCUGUUUUAGUGAAACUGAAUGCCAUUACAGAUAAGUGAUGCUUUGUGGUU